CGUCACAAUGACGUCGCCGAGGUUUGUUGACAUGUCUGUUUUUGUUCAGGAGAGAAAAGAGCAAUAACAGAAAAGCGUCUGCGGUCCUAAUGGACCAGUGAUGAAUGAUUGAACGCAGAGGAGAAUGUGAAGCACGAUGGCUGACUUUGAAACCUACCAGGAGUACCAGAGACUAGAGGAUUAUGAGGAGGACUCGCCUCCGGGAGAAGAGGAUCUGCUGAUCCAUGUGCCGGAGGGACUCAGAGAUUCCUGGCAUCACAUCAAGAACCUUGACAAUUUCUUCACUAGAAUUUAUCAUUUCCAUCAGAAGAAUGGAUUCGCCUGUAUGAUGUUAUCCGAGUUCUUUGAACUUGUGCAGUUCCUGUUCGUGGUCACGUUCACCACCUUUCUGUUCAACUGCGUGGAGUAUGACGUGCUGUUCGCCAACCGAGCCGUGAACCACACCGGGCCAGGCGUGAACCCGCUGGACAGGACCAAGGUCACGCUGCCGGACGCCAUCCUGUCACCUGAGCAGUGCACAGAGAGGAUUCAGGGCAACAGCUGGAUCAUCUUUCUCCUAAUAAUGGCGGCCAUCUUUUGGAUCUAUCGGCUUGGGAAGGUGAUCUGCAACGUGCUCAGUUACUGGGAGAUCCGCCAGUUUUAUAUAAAAGCCCUGAAGAUCAGCAUGGACGAGCUGUGCAACUUCAGCUGGCAGGAAGUGCAGGCGCGCCUGAUCAGGCUGCAGCGCGAGCAGCAGAUGUGCAUCCACAAGAAAGAGCUGACCGAGCUGGACAUCUACCACCGCAUCCUGCGCUUCAAGAACUACACGGUAGCCAUGAUCAACAAGUCGCUGCUGCCCGUGCACCUGCGCGUGCCCUUCCUCGGUGACGUGGUCUUCCUCACACAGGGCCUCAAGUACAACUUUGAGCUGAUCCUGUUUUGGGGGCCGGGUUCGCCCUUUCAGAACAAAUGGAGCCUGCACCCGAAGUACAAGCGAGCGAGUGAGCGCCUGGAGCUGGCACGUCAGCUGAGCCGCACCAUCCUGCUGGCGGGCAUGGCCAACCUGCUGCUGUGUCCGCUCGUGCUGGUGUGGCAGGCGCUGUACGCCUUCUUCAGCUACGCCGAGGCCAUCAAGCGUGAGCCGGGCAGCCUUGGUACACGCUGCUGGUCGCUCUACGGACGUCUCUACCUACGCCACUUCAACGAGCUGGACCAUGAGCUGCGUGAGCGUCUCGGCCGCGCCUAUCGUCCCGCCGCCAAAUACAUGAACUCCUUCAACUCGCCCCUGCUCGCUGUGCUGGCCCGGAGUGCAGCCUUCUUUGCUGGCUCGCUGCUAGCCGUGCUUGUCGCACUAACCGUCUAUGAUGAAGACGUCCUUGCAGUACAGCAUGUCCUCACUGCAGGGACCGCUCUUGGUGUCAUUAUCACCAUUGCGAGGUCCUUUAUACCAGACGAGCAUAUGGUGUGGUGCCCAGAGCAGCUGCUACAGUGUGUGUUAGCACACAUCCACUACAUGCCCGAUCACUGGAAGGGCAACGCUAACAAGAGCGAGACGCGCGACGAGAUGGCGCAGCUUUUCCAAUACAAAGCGGUCUUUAUCCUGGAGGAGUUGCUCAGUCCAAUCAUCACACCCUUCAUCCUCAUCUUCAUCCUCCGGAACAAGUCUCUGGAGAUCAUCGACUUCCUGCGCAACUUUACCGUGGAGGUGGUGGGCGUCGGCGACAUAUGUUCCUUCGCACAGAUGGACAUCCGCCGACAUGGCAACCCACAGUGGAUGUCAGAGGGCCAGACGGAGGCGUCCGUGUACCAGCAGGCAGAAAACGGCAAGACGGAGUUGUCGCUUGUUCACUUCACCCUGAAAAACCCUCGCUGGCAGCCGCCUCAGGACAGCUCGCUGUUCAUCAGCCAUAUGCGCGAGAAGGUGCAGCAGGAUGCGCAGGCUGGCCCGAACCCUCAGCUCCUGCUCUCCGAGGCUCCGCUCUGCACCUCGCUGCUCUCCAAUGACUCCGCCACUGCGCCUGAUACCCUCUUGGCGAGUGUUCUGGCUCAUCCGGUCCUGACGGCGUCUGGGUUGCCGGGCUGGAACCGUCGAUUUGUUCCUCAGAGCAGUACGGCCUCAGCCGCCGCGAGCGUACUAGCCUCGCUCUCAUCCUCCCAGCAGCCUCAAGCCGGGCGCUUGCGCUCUCACAUCCUCCAGCCGUCCGUUCAUCAACAUCACGAAAGUCCCAUGUACCACAGCAGUGCCGCUGACAGCAUGUGUGCCAGCGAGUCGAAGAUGUACGGCCAGUCAGGUUCAGCCCUCCUCUCAGAGUUCGCCACAGCCGAGAUGAGCCUUCAUGCCAUCUACAUGCAUGAGGUGCAUCAGCAGAAGUUCCCGUGUCAGCGUGGACCUGGUCAGUUACAUCCUCACGUGUCUUUAAGGGACUUUGGUACCAGCGCUGUGCCUGCGCCUCAGAUGCACCCGGCUGGCCUGACGGCGCUCUCCCCUCUCCGGCUGGGAGGCUGGGUGGAGGAAGAGGAGGAGGAAGAGGAGAUCAACAGCAGCUCUGAUCCACAUCACACGAGUCACACGAGCGGGGCGAGCAGCUGAAGUGCCUUAAAGAUCUGGGACUUUGCAUUCAUUUUCUGGAAGAAUGUCGUGGCCUUAGUUUGAUUUGAAGCUUCUUGAUCAAAUGAAUUGGAUCACGGAGUCUUCGCUUCACUGGUCUUCCGGCCUCGAGGAGCUGUGGUAUUCUGGACCUACACAGUGUACCAACCACUUUCUCCUCUCGCUUAGAUGUUUCAUUAUUAUUAUUUUUUUAAAGUUGUUGUUGUUGUGUGGGUGAGUGUUCAUUCUCAGAUUAAGGAUGUAGCUUGUGUGCUAAGCAGUAGGUUGGUUUCAAAAACAUGAGCUUGGUGACAAAUGUGAACUCGCUCAUGAGUGGGAGAAAAGGUAUAUUAGUGAUUUAUUUUUUUUCUGAAGAUCAUGAGGUUUCGUUGUGUGUAUUAUUUUGCAUGUGGUGCCCCAUCAAUGGAGAUGUACAAAAGUUUUGUAAAUAUUUCAGGUUUUUCCAGGUCUGAAAAAAAGAACAACAACAACAAAAAAAAAUCUGCCUCUGCCGACAACGUUUGCAUUUUGAAUUGUAACACUUCAGUCUUGGAAACAUUUGAGAAUCUUUAGGAAGCACUGAACUAUUCUGAAUACUUUUUACAGAGGUGCUGAAAUGUACACACAGUUUAUGUUCGCUGAUUUUUCAUUGUCGGAGUGACACUAAAGCAUUUUUUGGACUUCUAUAUUCGUCAUCAAAGGGGCAAAUCAUUUACGUGAGGAAUAAUAAACUUGGGGGUGUGCUGUUAUAGGAAAAUAAUCAAAGACGGGGUGGUGUGAUGAAGCAGAGUUUUAUUAAUUUUCCAAUCACAGCACAUCCUGAAGUGUUUUUUCCUCUUCUGCCACAGCAAGUACAUUUAUCAGAAAAUGAAGUGGUACUUUUUGUCCGUUUAUAGUUGCGUUUAAAAGUUAGUUCCUGUUGUCACUUACUUUAUAACAGCUAUAAAGAGAGAACAUUUGUUCUCUCACCCACCUCUCUCAAAGGUCAGAAAAAAAAAUGCAGCCUGUCUUUAUCAAGAAGCCGUAAAGAGCAAUGUGCUGAAGUGCUGAAACUGGAGACUCCAUCAAAAAUUACACAUAAAAAAAAAAAAAAAUUCGAUUAUGUGGAGAAUCUGCCAUGCAUGUCUC
This is a messenger RNA of Pangasianodon hypophthalmus (striped catfish), 3694 nucleotides long. RefSeq names its product autophagy related 9B (gene atg9b). NCBI's taxonomy places the organism in Eukaryota, Metazoa, Chordata, Actinopteri, Siluriformes, Pangasiidae. The transcript is spliced from 15 exons. Gene Ontology annotation, cellular component: autophagosome; phagophore assembly site. The coding region runs from base 137 to 2569 and encodes 810 amino acids. The record is from RefSeq and is a predicted model, not a curated record. Gene Ontology annotation, biological process: autophagy of mitochondrion; protein localization to phagophore assembly site.